Messenger RNA from Rotaria sp. Silwood2, 1536 nucleotides. The record is from the annotation of a GenBank genome assembly. NCBI's taxonomy places the organism in Eukaryota, Metazoa, Rotifera, Eurotatoria, Philodinida, Philodinidae.
AUGUUACUAUUAAUUCUGUUAUAUACAUUAUUGUUUUUUAUUCUUAUUACGAUCGCUAUUAUCUAUUUCAAAAUAAUUUAUCCGGAAAAACGAAUACAUCAUGCAUUUCGUACACAAGGCAUAGGUGGAGAACCAUUUAUACCUUUAAUUGGUCAACUUCCUGAGUUCAGGAGACAAGUCAACAAUGACGCGUUGAUGAUUUAUCAAGAAGAACUAGCUGAAAAACACGGUUGCGUUUUCCUAUUUGGUCUCGGUCCGUUUACACGUCUUAUACUGAAUGAACCGGAUUUACUUGCUGAUUUAUUUAGCAGAAAUAAUGCACCCAAUUACGUGAGACCUGUAGAUUCUAGUGCCGUAUUUAUUCCGAUAGUUGGAUCUCAUAAUUUAUUAGUAGCUGAAGGUAGUGAGCAUGAACGAGCUCGUCGAAUGAUUAAUCCAGCAUUUCAUCAUAUUAGCCUGAAAUCUAUGGUUUCUAUUAUUACUGAUCGUACUGCCAAAGCUAUUGAAUCAAUGAUACCUAGUGAACAAAAAUCGAAAUCUGUUAAUUUACAAGUUUUAUUCAAUGCGUUGACAUUAUCUAUCAUUGCAUCAAGUGCAUUUGGUGCAGACUUUGAAACAAAUGCUCAUGCAAAAGAUGUUAUUGCUCGAACAUUUGCUCAAUUACUUGAUAUCACUGAAUAUCGAUCGAUGCAUAUGAUAAAUCAAAUUCCUUUUCUUUCACGAUUACCUUUUUGGGGUAAAAAUAUUCUUGAUGAAGGAAAUCGAAAAGUAGGUGAAUUUCUUGAUGAAAUCAUUAGUGAUCGUCGGCAAGGGCGAUCAUCAAGUUGGUCAAAUGGUCCUGAUCUUCUUGAUUUAUUACUUUCAGCUGUUGACGAUGAAGGAAAACCAUUCAAUGAUCAAGAAAUUAAAGAAGAAUCUCUUACUUUUGUACUGGCGGGUAGUGAAACGACUGGAACUCUUAUGGUAUGGAUGUUAUAUGUUUUAAUGACUAAUGAAAAUGCUUUACAAGCGUGUCGUGAAGAAGUUGAUCGAGUUUUACCAAAUGGUAUAGAGCCUACAAAUGAACAUUUACCCGAUUUACUAGUAUGUGAAGCAGUCGUUAAUGAAACACUUCGUCUUUAUCCACCAGCACCAUUCCUCGUACGUCACUGUGUACGUGAACAUGUUAUUGGUACUGAACGUAAAAUUCGUAUACCAAAGGGUGCAACUGUUAUUGUUAAUAGUUAUAUUCUUCAUCGUCGAAGUGAUCUUUGGCCUCGACCUCUUGAAUUUGACUAUACUCGUUGGAUGCGUGAUCCUAAAACAGGUCUCAAACCAAAAUUAUCUCAUCCAUUCGCUUAUCUUCCUUUUUCUGCUGGACCACGUAAUUGUAUUGGACAAAAUUUUGCAUUAUUAGAAGCUAAAAUUAUGUUAGCUAUGUUAAUACAACAAUGUAAUUUUGACUUAGUACCAGGGCAAAAGAUUGUGCCUGAUGUUAAAAUAACAAUGCGACCAAAAUAUGGGUUAAUGGCUAACAUUAGUAAACGUGAAUUGUAA